Molecule: messenger RNA, 2025 nt
Organism: Hymenoscyphus albidus
Lineage: Eukaryota; Fungi; Ascomycota; Leotiomycetes; Helotiales; Helotiaceae
Source: the annotation of a GenBank genome assembly
GAUGGAUCAAGGUGGUACACACUCAGCUGCAGUACCACAUCAAAUAUCGAGGAUCUUCCAGAUCCGAAAAUGUUUUUUUUUUCUCUUUCGUACGCUCUGAAGAUGACGACCUAUAACAGAUCCUUGUGUGGAUACGAGCCUGAAAUAUUCUCCUUAAACCGAAAAAGCGUCUUAUCCAAUGACGUUGUCGUGCUGAUGAAUCCACAUCCCCUUUCGGGCCAACUUUGCCUCCAAUAUCGGGAUAUUUUUACCAAGGCACCCGGGCUGCAUAUCAGCAGCGAGGUUCCCAAGGUUUUGGUUGGAAGCCACGGUGGAAAGUGUGGAAACACGACGUUGGGGAGCGUAGUUGCCUUUCUUGAUUAUGGAGCGUGUUUCUGUUCUCUCCUCCCUUUGCUUUGCUUUCUUCUCUUUCUUCCUUCCUUCCUGUUCGUCUGUUCGCUGUGAAAUCUUUUAGACGUUCGUUGGAUUGUUGGUGCAUUGUUGGUUGCUUGAAAGGGCAGUUUCUUUGCCUUUGCUUAUUCUUCUUAUCGUCUCUGGAUUUCUUUUGACCUGGUUUGUUGGCGUGGGUGGUGUCGAUUCAAUUUAUUCUUCUGCCUGCAGCUGGGAGCAAUAAUACGACCUCAUCUGUAUCGAUUCGGAAAUCACGAUUUUCGAGAACUUGCCUCCUCAGAUAUUUACCAUUAAAUCUCACGAUCCCCAUCAAUCCUCCUAAUACUUUGUUUGCUUCCCUCGUCCCUCAAAAUGCACACCUCUUCCAUCCUCACCCUGCUCGUCGCAACCUCCCUCACAACAGCCCAAACCUCCUCGCCAAAACGCGGACUCGUCUUUGUACCUAACCCCAAACAUGCACCUGAUAACCAGAUCUGGGUCCAGGGCCAAACAGAUCUAACAUGGUACUACAACUACCAACCCACGCCCUCACCAGCAUACCUCAACCUCUCACAAGAAACCUUCGAGUUCGUCCCUAUGCUGUGGUCGCCCUCUGAUACCUUUUUCCUCACGAUUGAAGGGCUUAUCAAGGGUGGGAGGAAUAUCACCCAUGUGAUGGGAUAUAAUGAACCCGACGGGGAACAUGCUACGGGCGGGAGUAGUCUUGAUCCCCUCGUGGCGGCGAAGAACUGGAUUGCGCAGAUGAAUCCACUCUCGAAAUUGGGGGUGAAGUUGGGCGCUCCGGCUGUGACGGGGAGUGAGAGGGGAAUGGGGUGGUUGAAGAGCUUUUUUAAGGCGUGUACGGAGCAGGGAGCGAAUUGCACAGUUGAUUUCUUCCCGAGCCAUUGGUAUGGGAAUUUUGAGGGUUUGGCGAGCCAUCUGGGAGAAAUUUCUGGGACGUAUGUUCUUCCCUCCCUCUCCUUUCACCCCGUCAUAAACACUAUAGAAACACUGUAAAUUCUAACCUCCUCAUAAAGUUUCCCAAACAAAACAAUCUGGAUAACCGAGUACGCACUAAACAACCAGUCAUUAUCAGACACCCAGUUCUUCUUCAACACCUCCGCAUCCUACUUUGAUCGUCUCGAGAAUGUGGGAAGAUACUCAUACUUUGGUAGCUUUCGCAGUGAUGUUUCUAAUGUGGGACCUAAUGCGGCGAUGUUGAAUAAUGCGGGGGAGUUGACGGAUAUUGGGGCUUGGUAUUUGGGACGGAAGGGAGCGGGUGUCCAGCCUGGGGGGAAGAGUGAGGGGGUAAGGAGGGGUGUGGGUGUUUGGGAGGUUGUUGGGCUGGUUGGAGCUUUGAGUUUGGUUUUGUGGUGAAUGGGAGAGGUGGGUGGAUGGAUAAUGGAAUGGCGUUCUUGGAUGGAUGGUAUGGUUUUGACGGAUCAUGGGAAUGUGAAGAAAGCAGUGGAACAUGAGAUAAUGGGGUUUUGGCUGUAGAUAUCAGGUUUGGGACAGCACGGGGUUCUUGGGAGAUUUAAUUCGGGGGAGAAGUGUUGGUGGGUAUAUACCACAUGGUAUAAGUACGUACAUACACUAGGUAGUGACUAGCUCGGCGUUUAGGUAGAUGGUUAGAUAUCAAUAUAGUGUAAUUCUUCC